GUAUAGUUUUCAUGUGGAUUAGAAUCACAGGGUUUUGUUUGUUAUGCAUAUGCAUGGAUCUUGGUCUUUCACCCUAAUGAAAGAACAUAAAUGAGGUUGUUUCAGAACUGGGCGCUAAGGAUGUCACUAUUCAGAAGACAGUGAAAACAAAGUAGGUGUAAAUGACAGAAGAUUCAUAUUGUUUAAAUGUGCAUAAUUUUUAGUGGCCCCUGCACACUUUGCCAUUACAGUGCGACUUUCUUUGAUAUUAUGUAUGUGAUAUUUAACAUUAGACUUAGUAGUGUAAUGACAGUUCUAAAUCUAUUUGCAGAUUACAUCACCCUAUGUUGGCAGUUGGGAGUGAUGAUCCAAACACUGCAAAUGGAGGCAAAGUAUUCAUUUAUGAAUUUAGCGAAAACUCUCGCCGUUGGUCAAAAACUGAGACUUUAGUAGGUGUAACAGAGGCUGUCCAUGACAUUGCUUUUGCACCAAAUCUGGGCCGUAGUUACCAUCUUCUUGCAAUAGCUACAAGUAAUGUGCGGAUUAUCACUUUAAAACCUUUGCA
This is a messenger RNA of Cryptotermes secundus, 544 nucleotides long. Its product is annotated as nucleoporin SEH1-like. Gene Ontology annotation, biological process: positive regulation of TORC1 signaling; cellular response to amino acid starvation. Gene Ontology annotation, cellular component: Seh1-associated complex; nuclear pore outer ring. NCBI's taxonomy places the organism in Eukaryota, Metazoa, Arthropoda, Insecta, Blattodea, Kalotermitidae. Gene Ontology annotation, molecular function: protein binding; structural molecule activity. The record is from RefSeq and is a predicted model, not a curated record.